AUGCAAGAAUGGAUUGAAAAGGUGAAGGGCCCUGCAGCACCGCCAGAUGCGAUCACCACAAGUCGCUAUUUCGACCACCCGCUGCAGCGCGGAGAUCCCCUUCUGCUCUUGGCGGUGUUCAUAGUACUGAUCCUGAAGCUGCUCAGUCAGGUGCUGCGAACAACUUGUAACUUCGCAUUGCAGAUGUUGAAGGUUUUGCUGGACACUGCACUGCGCCAGGGCACACGGUCAUUAUCCUACCGUGAGGAGCAGAUUUUAGAUCAUUUCCCCCGCGACAUUCGUGGCGUGCGGAAAGCCUUCGAUUUGGAGGCUGUUGUCAUAGUUUACGCAACUUGUCCGUCAUGCUGCUGCACAUAUGCGCCUUCAUAUCAAGAUGAUAUACCUGUUUAUCCGAGUCGUUGUCAGCAUCGCAGCGGCCCACGCAGCAAACCUUGCAACUCACGAUUGACGACUACUCGCGUUCUGGACGGCAAAAGCGUUCGCUCUCCUAUACGCCCUUUCAUCGUUCAAGACUUCCAUGCAUUUGUGGGUGGGCUUAUCAGCCGACCGGGGAUGGAGGAGAUCCUCCGACAGGGGAAGGCAAUACGAGAUUGCUACAAUCUACGCGACAUCACCGAUGGAUCUGCCGUCGCCAACAUGCAGGGACCGGACGGAAAACCCUUCGCCGAUGCAGCUGAGGGCGAGUUACGCUUACUUUGGGCCCUUUCGGUGGACUGGUUCAACCCAUAUCUCAACAAAAUCGCAGGGUUGUUGAUUUCAAUGGGGUCGAUGGCUAUGUCGUGUUUAUACCUUCCGCCGAGCAUGCGAUACAAAACCGAUAAUCUAUAUCUCGUGGGCAUUAUUCCUGGACCCAAGGAGCCCCAAGCUCGAGAGCACUAA
Sparassis crispa is the source of this 879-nucleotide messenger RNA. RefSeq lists its product as hypothetical. NCBI's taxonomy places the organism in Eukaryota, Fungi, Basidiomycota, Agaricomycetes, Polyporales, Sparassidaceae. The record is from RefSeq and is a predicted model, not a curated record. The transcript is spliced from 2 exons. The coding region runs from base 1 to 879 and encodes 292 amino acids.